Molecule: messenger RNA, 4603 nt
Organism: Trichobilharzia szidati
Lineage: Eukaryota; Metazoa; Platyhelminthes; Trematoda; Strigeidida; Schistosomatidae
Source: the annotation of a GenBank genome assembly
AUGGCUACAUUCACGUGUCGGGUUUAUUUCUUGGAUGACAGAGAUCCAUUCGCCUGUAAUUAUUUAUCAGUACUGGAACCUGUAAAACCAAUAUCAUUUACAUUUUUAAUGGAGCUUCCAUUGAGUAGUCAGUUGCCAGCAAUUCAUAAAAUACUUCGUCCACCACAUCGCCUUGAAGAUAGUGCCCUCCAACUUUAUAAAUUCGGACAAGCGCAGUCAGAGUUUGGAUCUUAUCUUGACCUUGAUUCGACAUUGCAAGAGCAGUGGGAAGACUUGGAAAUAUCAGCUGACCAAGAAAACAGUGUUGUGCUUCGUACUAAAUUAGUUGUUCGUGUCAAAGCAAUUAUUGAAAAAUUAUUAGAUUCUAAUGGUCGAGAGUUGAAGCGUUCACUUUUCUCAUUGAAACAAAUAUUCCAGGAUGAUAAAGAUCUUGUACAUGAAUUUGUGACUCAUUCCGGCCUGGAUUGUUUAGUCAAUGUUGGCUCUAGGUCAGAUCAGAAUAUCCAGAAUUACAUCCUGCGUGCUUUGGGACAGAUUAUGCUUUAUGUUGAUGGGAUGGCUGGAGUUAUUGAACAUCCAAAUAUUUUACGGUGGUUAUACUCUCUGUUAACAUCAAAAUUCCGUCUAGUAACGAAGACAGCAAUCAAAUUACAAUUGUUGUUUGUCGAUUAUGCUGAGAUGAAUGCAAUGAUUUUCGUCAAGUCUGUUGAAGCUUAUCAUGCUAGUACCCCUUUAUCUGGUCGACCAUGGUCGUACAUAAUUAAUAUAUUGAACAAUGAAGCAAGUGAUUCUGAAUUGUUGGUCUAUGCAAUGACCUUAUUGAAUAAGACAUUGAAUUCCAUUCCAGAUCAGGAUACAUUCUAUGAUGUUACAGAUUGUUUAGAAGAGAUGGGUAUGCAGAAAAUUGUCCAGUGUCAUCUUAGCAAAAAGAACUGUGAUCCUGAAUUAGCUGAACAAUUAAAUCUGUAUGAAGCAAGUUUACGCUAUGAAGACGGGGAAGAUGUUGAUGAAUUACCAUUGCCAGCAAGUGGUCGUGAAAGUCUACGUCAAGUGAGACGAAUGAGUCGUGAUCAAUAUCUGAAAACACCUGAAGGCGAAGCACUAUUAUCCUCUAUGCAUGCGCUACCCAUAAGUCAGUCAAUGGCAUGUGAAAUGGAUCGAGCACUGUCACGUAAAUCAAAACGUUAUCAGUCUGUAGAAAAUCUUCAGCACGCUGGAAUGCCUAAAAAAGUUUCUCAUGCAAGCUUUCAUCCUUCGACAAAACACAAUGAACCGAAGUCAUCAAAUGUCUUUUCAUCAUCACGCGAGAGCAAACAUGAUGACAAUUUGGGUAAAGAUAGUAAAAGAAAGCCGGAAAUGAAUGGUCAUAUUGAUGAUUCUCAUGAUAACAUUAGGAAACUCCAAGAUGUCAGUUAUGUCAGUGAUGAAUGUGAAAAUUACAAGCGAAAAUUAUCGUCACCAUCACUUAUUAUCCAUCACCCGACUAUUGUUCACUUACCGCAUUCACAGUAUAAUAAACAAGAGCAAGUUAAUCACAACACCAUCACCACCCCGAACACCACUACCAACGCAGCCUCAAUUAAUAAUGGUCAGGCAGACAAAACGAAUACUAUUAUUAUUACUAACAGCGAUCUUACUACGACAUGCUCUAGUCAGCCUUCAAAGCGUAUUACACUUUUGUAUGAAGAACAAUUGACUAUUGAUGAAAUCGAUGUGACUGAUGAUGAUUAUGUGAAAGAUACGACUGAAACAUCCAGUAGUCAUGAUGAACCUGUCGAUGAUCUCAAGGGAAAGGUGAUCAUUGUCCCCGAGGGUCCAGUCGCUGGAUCAUUGAAGAAUAAAAUUGAAGCACUUACUCGAGCCUCUCAAAAACAAUCGGAACCUAGUACUCCUCCUGUCACAAACAGUACACCAGCCGUAUCACCAAAUAAAGUCAGCAGUAUACAAGCGCUAAAAGAGAAGCAUUCAUCCUUUGAAAAAGUGGAAGAACCGCCAAAGCCACAAACACCACGUGAAAGAACUGGUAAGAUUCUAUCAGUUAAGGAUCGUUUCGAAUCAGGCAUAGCAUCGAAGCCACCAAGCGCUCCGGGCGCAACAUUACCUGUUAAAAAGAGUAAUGCAGAACCAACAGCAGCAACACCCACCACUACAAUUCUAGCUGAAACUGAAAACAAUGUCGAGACAUUUUGGCAACGUUGUUUAGACAAGGUUAAACGGCGUCCUCUACGGUUGAAAGAUUUAGACUUCACAGAUCUUGAAGCUGAAGAACAAGAGGAAAUUCAAACAUCGACAAGUUCCGGACCACCGCCUGCGCCGCCACCACUUGGUCUCAACCUCCCUCCUCCCCCGCCACCACCACCUGGAGGCGGUUUUGGUGCGCCUCCCCCACCGCCACCGCCACCUCCAGGAGGUGCUCCCCCUCCACCUCCUCCUGGACUAGGUGGUCCUCCUCCCCCGCCACCCGCUCCUGGUGCUGCCGGACAAACAGCUGUUCCAUCCAACCUACCACCAGCUCCUGGUACAGAGCUUCCCAAGUCGAAAAAGACUAUUCGUCUCCAUUGGACUGAAUGGAAACCAACACCGAAAGACUUGAAAAUGAUUGCAGCAGUUAAACCACAAACAUCUAUUGAUAAACCGGACAGUGUUUCUGGUGUAGGCAGUAGAUUUUUGUCGUCUCUGUCGGCUAAGCAAGCGAAUAAAGAAGUUAAAAAAGACAUUAAAGAUAUUGCGAAAUCGACUGUAUGGUCAGAACUUGUACCCGUGAAAUUAGAUCCAGACUUUUUGGAGGAAACGUUUGAAAAUCGUUCUGCUGAUGUAAAAAUAAAGAAACAAGAAGUCGCUGUAAAGAAGAUUGAAGUGUUAGAUAUGAAACGUUCAAAUGCAAUAAAUAUCGGUUUGAAGGUGUUACCUCCACCGCGUACAAUCAGUUCAGCUAUUUUAAAAAUGGAUCAGUCUAUUAUUAACAGAGAAGGAAUUGAGAAACUCCUGACAACAAUGUUGCCUACUGAAGAAGAAUGUGAAGCUAUCAUGAAGGCUAAGGCGGAACAGGAUGGUUUACCACUUGGACAAGCUGAACAGUUCCUAGUUACACUGUCGGCGAUAAAUCAUUUGAAACCGCGUUUAGAAUUAUGGUUGUUUAAAUUGGACUAUGAACAAAGUGAAAAAGAAAUAGCUGAACCAUUGAAUGAUUUAAAACAGGCUGUCACAGAGAUAAUCAACUGUAAAACUCUUCGAUAUGUUCUAUCAGUUCUGCUGGCUAUUGGUAAUUUUUUGAAUGGUUCAACUGCUCGAGGAUUCACUCUCGAUUAUUUGGGUCGUCUUCCUGAAGUGAAAGACACUAAAUAUAAAAACAGUUUAUUACAUCAUGUAUGCUGUAUAGUGUUAGACCAAUUCCCCGAUGGUACAGACCUUCACUCAGAAUUGGGUGCAUUAUGCCGCUGUCAUCGUGUUGACUGGGAUGAAUUGCCUAAACGACUGGAGAAAUUAGAGACAGACAGUAAACGUGCUUGGGAACAUUAUCGUUUAAUAUUCAGUUCUGAAAAAGAGUCAAGCAAAAAUGCCAAACUUUCAGAAUUUCUGACUGAUGCCAUGGAACGGGUUAUCUGUUUACAAAUGGUCUAUAGACGAAUGAGUGCAAGAUUUCGACAUACUCUGGAGUAUUUAGGCUACAGUCCAGCAAGAGCAUCCAGUACUUCAGUUGGCUAUUUCUGUCGUAUUCUAGCUGAAUUCGCCCUGGAAUAUAGAACAACACGAGAGAAGAUAAUUGAAGGCCGUGAGAAGAAGGCGUUGGCACGAGAACGUAAACGUACAAGAGGAAAGUUGAUAGUUGAUGUACCCGGUAUACGUGGUGCACCAAAUGAUCUUGUACAGUCGAAGGAUGAUGCAGAACUACGUGAUCUACUCCUGCGGCCAGCAAAUGAAACAGACUCUGAUACCUCCUCAUUCACAGCGACUAUAAGACGACGUCUACAUACACCUGGACCAGCUCCUCGACGAUUGGCGCCGAAUCGUGGACGUAGUCCAGGUAUAGCCUGUGAAGCUUCCGACGCUUCAAUGGAAGCAUUAGAUCAAGAACAAGAUAUUCUCUUGGAUGCCUGUUUACGUGCCAGUACACCAUCCAUUAAUUCGCAUGGUGCUAUGGGUAGACGUGCUCCACCCAAAGAUCGUAGAAGACCUUCAGAUCGAUCGAGAUUUUCAGGUAUGUCAUGGUGUAAAUUUCAUAGUAGGCAUGUACUGCAUAUCUUAAUAGAUUAUAUUUGCAGACUAUACUUUGAGCUGUUAUAUGAACCUAUUGCUUAUGGGUUUAAAUAUAUCACCCUAACAGUCUGUUAAAAUCUCAUUAUCGUGGGAUAGUGAAAGCGAAUCGAGUGCUCAGAGUAAUGUAUCCUCGCUACCUUGUUUGUGUAUUACAUUGAACGUUCAUUGCUUACUGUAGACAGAGUGUCGUUUCAACGUGAUAAAGUACUGCAUUUCAGCCGACAGUAAAUGACUUUCAACCUAUUUUCUUUUUCUAGUCAUAAGUAAAUGUAGAAUUAUAAGGCAUAAUAAUAAAUAUGAAAGGAAAAAAAGUAAGGACGACUACCAAGCAUCACCGAAAAUCUCA